AUGGAAUCCAAACCCGGUCAAAAUAUCAAGCUCCUCUGUAGCUACGGCGGCAAAAUACGUCCACGAUCUACUGACGGCGAACUCCGUUACGUCGGCGGCCACACGAGAGUACUCACCGUCCAACGUUCAAUCUCCUUUUCAGAAUUGAUGGAUAAGCUUAGGGAAUUUUGUGGUUCGUCUGUGAUCUUGAGGUGUCUAUUACCCAAGGGAGACUUGGAGACCUUAAUUUCCAUCACCAACGACGAAGAUCUCUCUAACAUAAUCGAAGAAUACGAUCGUGCCUCAUCGAAACUGGAGCAUCCAAUGAAGGUCAGAGCCGUUCUCUUGCCGCCGAAAUCGGCAAAAAAGGUUUCGUCUGCUCCGUCGUUGUCCUCGGCGUCAUCCAGCGCCAGUCACUCUCCGUCCAGAUCACCUCACACGUCCGCCGAGUCCCUGCCGUAG
This is a messenger RNA of Sphenostylis stenocarpa, 441 nucleotides long. The record is from the annotation of a GenBank genome assembly. NCBI's taxonomy places the organism in Eukaryota, Viridiplantae, Streptophyta, Magnoliopsida, Fabales, Fabaceae.